Molecule: messenger RNA, 4798 nt
Organism: Girardinichthys multiradiatus
Lineage: Eukaryota; Metazoa; Chordata; Actinopteri; Cyprinodontiformes; Goodeidae
Gene: ccnjl
Product: cyclin J-like
Exons: 6
Coding region: 278-1549 (423 amino acids)
Biological process (GO): regulation of cyclin-dependent protein serine/threonine kinase activity; mitotic cell cycle phase transition
Cellular component (GO): cytoplasm; cyclin-dependent protein kinase holoenzyme complex; nucleus
Molecular function (GO): cyclin-dependent protein serine/threonine kinase regulator activity
Source: RefSeq, a predicted model, not a curated record
CCACCGGAGAGAAAACGGCGGAGCAGAUUGUGGAUGGAAAAAGUGUGAACUCUUGCGGGGAAAGCUGGUUAAACCGCAGCGGGAUUUUCUCGGCGGUGGCUGUUCGAUGAGCUCUCUGGCGGAUUUGAAGUUUUUGUUUUCGGCGACAGAGAGAGGUCUGCUUAAAAGUUGAGCCGCGGAGGAGUUCUCUCAUUCAGGAUGUCGGACUGAGACAAAGAGGGUCUGGGGGGGCAUUCCCGACGGAGCGGUAAAACUUGAUUGUGGACGCCUCCUCUGAAUGGGAAGGAUGGAGAGGGAGCUGCAGUGGUGGAAAGGACAGCUGGCUUCAGACAUCCAUCAGUCUUUACGCAUUAAGGAGCUGAAGCUGCCCGUCUACCGGGCCCACUCUCCACAGAUCGGCAUGCGACGCUACUUCGCAGACUUGUUGGCCAUCCUGAGCAAUCGGUACCAGCUGUGUCCUACAGCACGCCACCUGGCCGUCUACCUGCUCGACUUGUUCAUGGACCACUACGAUGUUGCUGUAAAACAGCUCUAUGUCAUCGCCCUCUCCUGUUUGCUGCUAGCUAGUAAAUUUGAGGAGAAGGAAGACCGGGUCCCUAAACUGGAGCAGCUGAACUCUCUUGGCUUUAUGUGCAGCCUGAACCUUGUCCUUAACAAGAGGGAUCUGAUCAAAAUGGAGCUGCUGCUGCUGGAGACCUUCGGCUGGAAUCUGUGCAUGCCCACGCCUGCCCACUUUAUCGACUACUACCUCCAUGCCGCAGUGCAGGAGGGCGACCUCUACAACGGCUGGCCCUUGUCCUCCCUGUCCAAGACUAAGGCUUUCAUGGACAAAUACACUCACUACUUCCUGGAGGUUUCACUGCAGGAUCAUGCCUUCCUGAAUUUCAGACCCUCUCAGGUCGCUGCUGCUUGCGUCGCAGCAUCCCGCAUUUGCCUUCAAAUUUCCCCAAGCUGGACAACUGCUCUCCAUCUGCUAACAGGGUACUCCUGGGACCACCUCACCCCAUGUAUCGAGCUGAUGCUGCUGGCUCAUGACAACGAUGUGAAGGAGGCAAAUAAAACCAAAUCCACCCCUCCCCACAGGCCCUCCUCUCUGCAAUCCCAGCCCCAGAUUUCUCACCUCUCUCCAGUAUCUGCAAUCCAGAGACCAGCCUCCUCCUCUUCCUCCACCUCCUCCACACCACAGUUGUUUUUCCAGCCAGACAGCUUCACACACCUCUCUCAGCAUUCCCCGUCUCUGUCCCAGCUCCAAGCACUGGCUGACUCUCAGGCUUUGGGUCCAGUGGUGAACAUGUCUCAGGACUUCCUUCAGAGCCACAGGAUGGGCCUGCUAACAGGGCCCCCUGCUAUCACUGCUGGAGGAGCAUUCCCCACCUACCCAAGCCUAACCUCAGGUCUCCAGCCUGGGGCCCGUGCACUGCCUCUUCAGAGCCCCAUUUCUGUGCAGAUGGCUCUUGCUGGAGAGCCACGACACUGUCUGAGCAUGGCCUACAGUGGGGGUUACCUGGGGGCACAUCACACGUUCACAGCCGGCUGCUUUGACAGGUGACGCCAGGAGACGGAGAGGGAGCACAAACCCCUACGAGAAUCCACCGUAAUGCUUCUGUCCCAGCUCCCUACCCCGAAACACCCAUUUACAGACCUCGUCUCCCUCUCCGUCGGCACGGCAACACUUUUAGCUACCCCAGUUUCCCCGCCGCUCUCACACAGACGCCUCAAACGUAAGCAGAGGGCCAGGGGCAAGACAGACCCGGUGGAAGUCAUCACGCUGACGUGACGAACGCUCCUCUGCCUCGAGUUAAACCCCGAGGUGCUGCAGAAAUCUCUCCACCAUACUCUGAACUGGCUUUAUAAAUGUGUGUUAUUACGAGACUGUCAUCACUGUGAAUGAGAUGAAAGCAGCAGUGUGAUCAAACAGCCACCUCAUUGAGUGCCUGCUCUCAGUUGUGCUUGAUAGCUGAGCCAAUUUUAGAAGUGCACAGAACACAAUGUAUCUGUGGUAAAUGCCUCUUGCUGCUCAACAUUUUUUUUUUUUUUUUUACUUCUAAUCCAAAAAUGUAACAAAUUUCAUAGGAAAUCUGGCUGAUUAUAUUUUUUAUGUAAGCCAACGUUAGACUAGAGAUAGAAUGAAAUAAUUGUAGGCCUAUUGCUUUACUGGAGAAGCAUAAAAAGGUUUUGAAUACCUUUUUGAAGUUUCCUCUACAUCAGCUAACAUUUGAUGCAAAGAACUGAGAGGCUUCUCUGAGAACUCCCAACAACACAAGACCUCAGAGGAGACCAAGAACUCAUUGUUUCGUGCACAGCAGGCGACGUCGAUCGGCUCAAACAGGCCUGUUCUCUUUCCCUCCUUCCAAAGUUGAGCUCUCACACCUGCAGGUGUAGAUGUGGCUCUCCUACAAGCUUCUAAUUUGUUGAAGACAAACCGAUGUGACUGGACCAGCCUGGUGGAGACGACGCCGAGGUUUGUUGUGUUGUACAUAUGAAAUGCUGCUGCCUUCUUAAGAACUGUUGGUUCUGUCUGUGUUAAUGACUCCAAUGUUUACAUGAACCACUAUCAGGGACUUAAUCAAGAUUACUUGAAUAUGAUGCCAUUGAAACAUGUUAUAACUUCUAUUUAUAACUUUUUAUUUUUGUUUAGUUCCCUCAUUUUGUUUAAUGUAGUGUAGCUUUUUUUUUUUUUUAACCAAAUUAGAAAUCCACUAGUAAGUGAGUGUAGUUUUCUUUUUGUCUGUUUGUUCCGGCUCAGGUUUUAAGGCUGAAGCUGCCUUCUUUUCUUUUUUUCCACUUCUUUUUGUGCUUUAAAGUGGAUGCUAUUGUAGCAUCUGUGCUCCCCUUAUCACUGGAUCAUACUCCGUGUAUCUGACUAACUGAAUGCAGAUGCUGCAUAAAGGAACAAACCCGUUUCGUAGAUGUGAACAUCUGCAUCCAGUCAUCUGUAAUUGCUUCUCAAAUUUGUAAAGCUGCAGUCCUCCAUCAUCCACUUCCUGUUGAAGUGUAAACACAUUCCCGGGUUCCCAGAGCCGAUCACCAUGCUGGUACCUUCACACAAGUUCUGUUUGGUCUAAAUUAGGACCAGAAACUGUAUAAUACACAGAAUUUUUAAAAAUACAAUUCUGUGAAUAAUCAUCAGUAAUAAUUACCUGACCUCUAAUAGAAAGAUGUCAUGUUGCUGAGGUUAUUGAAAAGUGAUUAAAUCCCCAAAGCAGAGGAAGGCUAACAGCUAGUCAGACAUGCUGCUGAUUUGAGUAAUUUUAAUAAAUAUUAAUGUCAUUAAUCAUUGACUUUAGCAAAUAUCAACACCCUAAAUUUAAAAAAAUAAGACCGUUAAGCUUGCCGUUGUUUUCUCAGCUUAGUGUGAGUUCACCUCGAUCAUUUCCAAACAACUACGACACCUGAAAAUGUGCAGGAACGUUCAACUUUUGAUGCACUAAUCACGGCCAGUGAAUUCUCUCACUCUUGACAGACUUGUAGGAGACUGAGUCGUGUCUGAUGGGGCCGGUUGAUGUAACACCUGCCUAUCAGAUAAUUUAGAUAAAUCACAGCUAAAGAAAAGUAUUCCCACAGCAUGAUACUGCCACCACCAUGCUCAGUAGGGAUGGCAUGUUCAGGGUGUGUGUUAUACACGAUUAGGCGGGAACAAAACGGAAUGAAGUAAAAAUAAUUUGGUCGGCUGCACAUUUACACACAGGCACAAAAGCAGUCAAACGUUUGUUUAAUUGGUUCCAAAAACACUUAUUUAGGUGAUAAGGCAGCAGAUACACAACAUAGCAUUUUGUUUUUUAGACCAAAAAUUUAAAAGUUCAUUCUUUCUUUGGCAGGUAAGCUACUGGUUACUGAAAAAUCUCACCUCAAAAACUCCAACCCAGUCUCUUUAACAUGGUUACAUUUCUAUGUGGUUUGAUGUUAUGGGUGGAAGUGUUAACAUUUCAACUAAUGGCACCAAAUCUAGAUCAUCAUUAAAAUAUCUGUUUAUUUUGGAGUGUUGCUAAUUGCUUGAUCUGGAUACUCUAAAAGUGAAAUAAACUACUAAAAGGAUCGAACGGUCUGUAGGUUUAGUGUUUCGGUUUUGAAGUUAAAAAUACUUGUUUAUUGUGGACGCUGCAGCAUGGCCGUGCCCUGCAGUUGCUUUACAUGAACUUCCUGAAAAUGUGCAAAGAUUCAGUAGCUGCAGCUCUGUGGUCAAACGUUUAUAUAUGAAAUUAAUUAUACUCUGCCUUUUGUUUUUCGACUUUGUGUACCAUUUUGUAAUAUUUUAUACAUUCCUUGUAUUUUUGAAUUAUGUUAUAAUUUUAUUGUUUCUGCUGUUAGUGCGAACUAGAUUUUUAUUUUUUUUUUUUUUGUGUUAGGUUUCUGUUUGCAACUUCUUGUUGAGGUGUCAAAAGGUGCAAUAGGUUGUCUCUUGGGUUUUUGCUGACCACAGCCAUCACCGACUCCUGUAAACCACUGGUUCAACCUUUAUUAACUUAUUUUUUCUUAUUAAAUGUGUAAUUUCCCUCAAUCUCCACUAGUGGGCAUUAGGCUCUGAACACAGUGAACAUAUUGCAGCUAUAUGCUACUAGCGAUCAAUAUUACGUAAUACUUGGAGCUAUGAGUUUUUAAAUGUUUUUUUUAUUUUGCAUGUCCUGAACAUGAAAGGUGCUGUUGCCACUCACCUCAGCAGACAACACGUGUUCUUUGUAAAAGGGAUGAAAUGACAUUUAUUUUUAUAUUUCUUUCUAACAACCUGUAGUCUUGGUUUAUUUCACACUGACUGAUUUUAUCAUUGUGCCACAGCAAAAUAAACCCACAUUUGAGUCGA